AAGAAGAAAAAAAAAAAAACAACCUCUGCGCACCAGUCUGUGGAGAAUGGGAGAUUCGUAUCAGACUUGGGGUUGCUGAGGGGUGUUAACUGGGAAGCAAAAACGAAACCACUCCGACGAGAACAUUAGAGUAAAAUCUGGAGCAAAGACGUAGUUCUUGAAUUCGUCAGCCUUAUCUGUGAAGAUCCGCACGGGUGUCCGGGGUGGCGUUUGAAGUUGGGGAGGCACUGUAAUUCCGCCUAAUCUCGGUGUUUCAGCGCGACACGAAAGUGUGGGGUGAAGCUGCCAAACGAGUGGCGCAGAAAUAUGUGGGAGUCGAUUUUUAAACUGACAACAAACCACUGCGUUUACUGUGUCUCGUUUACCCUUUAAUGUUUGUCAACUCCCUUUUAAAAUUACUUAAAAGGCUUAUUACUUGAAGUGGCGAAUACGUAGUUUUUUUUGUUUUUUUUUUCGAGACUCCAUUACAUGAACCUGCUUACCUUCAGUUGUAAUGGAAAAUUCAGACAAGAACGUAAUCUUAAAAAAAAAAAAAAAAAAAAACAACAACUUUACAUCUCACUUUAAGGUAGGGAGGUAGUAGACUAAUUCGAUGACUUUUACUUUGUGUUUAGGAAUGUGUUAUUUAACUAAAGUCUCUUACAUACCUCUAUUCGACCUUGCAGGUGGUUUAAUUUUAGCUGCCUAGGUGUUGACAGUACCACCCAAGAAGCCUCAGCCCCCUCCCCAAUCUAAGGGUUACUGAAGUUAAUCCGCAGACCUCAUAUCUCAUUUCAUCUGGUCUAUUUCCUUGUUCGAAAGGAGAGCAAAGUGUGGGCCUACGGACGAUCCUGAUUGAUAACUUGGAGAGAAGGUGGCAUCAGAUGGUUAAACCUGUACGAUAAUGGAAGAAACUGGGCAUAGAGGAAGAUGGAAUAAAAAAUCCUCUGUGGGCACAAUACUGCUCCUCAUGUACAUGUUCAUUCCAGCUUUGGCAUUGUUACAACCUUCAGAGGAGCAGAUUUGUCCACAUGGGGAUUAUCCCACUGAAAAGGGAAUUUGUUGCAACAAAUGCUCUCCAGGUUUUAAGCUUGUAGAAAAGUGUCAUGCUACAGGUCAGAGAAGUAUCUGCACACCCUGCCCUGAUGGACAAUUCACAGACCAGAUGAACUUCUUCCCCAACUGCAGGCGUUGCACACGCUGUAAAACAUCAAAGCACGAAUUUGAGGUAUCGCCGUGUGAAAGAAACAAAAACACUAUUUGUCAAUGUAAAGAGGGUUAUUACAAAUCUCACAUUGACUCAGAAACAUAUGAGUGUCUCAAAUGUACACAAUGUGGGCCUGAUGAAAAGGAAAAACAAAACUGUGCACCGGAGAAAAACACUGUUUGUGUAUGUAAUGAGAACUACUACAGAGUCAACAGCAAGUGUGUACCCUGCAAGAAUUGUACCGCUGAGUGCGAUCAGCACUGUUCAACACCACCAGGGAUUAUAAAAGUUCAUAACACAGGAAAUGAACUUCUUAUAAAAAUAAUUGGUGUAGUUGCAGCUGUGGCACUUGUUUUGUUGGUGCUGGUGGUUCUUAUCACCUACAUGGCCACAAAAUGGUUUACCAAGAAGAAACUUCUAAAACCGACCUCCCAACCGUCUGAUGUUUCCCCGGACUCUAGCGAGCAGGUCCUGAUCUACAGUGAGGAACCUUUUGUAAACAGCAAUGUCAAAGCCAUUCCCCAAAGCCCUGUGAGUGAACAGCAGCCAUCCAACCUGCCUGACUGUGUCCCCCUGGAAAUCAACAGUGAGUUCCCUGACCUGAUCUACACAGUGCUGGAUCUAGUUCCUGUGCUGCAGGUGAAGCAGCUGGUGCGUACUCUCGGUGUGAAGGAUACAGACAUCGAACAAGCAGAGAUGGAUCACCGAUCCUGCCGGGAGGCUCACUACCAGAUGCUGCGGGUGUGGGUUGAGAGAGGGUCACGUGCAGGUGGAGGAGGAAGAGGUAGAAUGCUGCACUCACCGUUGUUGCAGGAGUUGUUAGACAAACUGAAAGACAUGCAUCUGGGACAGGCGGCCGAGGAGCUGGAGACAAAGUAUGGCAUUCAGUAAUUCUUCAAACACGAGCCAAGUGGAAGAAAAAGCUUUUGAAACCAAGUAUUGCUCUUUCUCAAAGCAAGGACAUGGUGCUACCACUGAAGCAGCAGUUUUAUUUCACAGAAAACCAGUGUCACUGAGCACUCUACCUCUCGUACCCUUCAUUUGGUGAGAUGGUGGUCAAACUACUGAUAAGAACCAAUCAAAGGUUCAGGAAGGGAGGACUAGAAAAAUUAGGAUUUUGCACUGAUAAAUUGUGCUUAAGACUUUGUAAAGAACUAUCAGCAAUAUAUGUAGUGUGUUUUUAACUAUAUUUUUAAAAAUGUUUAAGGAAUAGUCAGACAUUUUUGUAAAUGGGCUUAUUCUCUUUCUUUCCAAGAGUUAGAAGAGAAGAUCGAUACCAAUCUCAAAUGUGACAGUUGUACUGAUCUUCUCAUCCAACUCAGCGAGAAAGCAAAUACACGUAUUUCCCCCCAAAAAGUCAACUGAAUUAGGCCGUAGAAGCCUUCUCUAUGAUGCACUGUUUAUUUAGUAUCACUAUACUGCCUGUCUUUGGAAAUAUGGGGGAAUUAUAGUCUUUAUGAUUUCAUAUUAAACCAAUUAUACAACAUUUAUUCAUGAUUUGAGUGUUGCUGACUGUAACUUGAACUGUUUUGUAUUUUCUUGUGGCUUCAUCAACUCUUUAUUGAACAGCAAACCAUUUUACAAAUCUCAUUUGUUUGUAAUUUAAGCCAAUUAAGCUAUUCUGUUUCUGUCAAGAGUCACUAUUGCAGCUACAGUAUGUUUAAACAUCGUCAACAACAUUGCAAACAUUUUUUUUUUUUUUUUUUGGUCAUUUGUUUUUUUUCUUUUUCAACAGAGGGAAGUGCAAAAUUAAAUGAUGACUAUUAAUCUAUACCGUAAAGUUAACUGGUAAUGUUUUAAUAGUGGUUCAUGGUUAAACUUUCAAAAUAGAGACUGAAAAAGUUCUGGUCUGAUAAAGAUUUGAUGUGAACAAUAAAAAAGCUAGGAUGCUCGUUGCUCCUAAAUUGUGUAGACCAGACCACUGCCACUUUUUACAAGCUUUUCACAGCCCCAUUACCAUUCUUUUAAGCCUCAUCGCACAAGCAUUAUUCAUUACUGUUGGACAAAACAGGACACGCCUUAUCUCAGUCUAUCUUUUUGAAACUGUAUGAAACUUUAUAAGACAAACAUUUAUUGAGUCAACAAUCAGUGAUAACAUUGAGCAUCGGUUAUGAUCUUUAGGUGUUAAUGUCUGGACUGUUUAAAUAAAUGUGUCAUGGAUCUUUUUGU
Molecule: messenger RNA, 3355 nt
Organism: Xiphias gladius (swordfish)
Lineage: Eukaryota; Metazoa; Chordata; Actinopteri; Istiophoriformes; Xiphiidae
Gene: tnfrsf1a
Product: tumor necrosis factor receptor superfamily, member 1a
Exons: 10
Coding region: 884-2077 (397 amino acids)
Biological process (GO): innate immune response; inflammatory response; signal transduction
Cellular component (GO): signaling receptor complex; membrane raft; mitochondrion
Molecular function (GO): tumor necrosis factor receptor activity; tumor necrosis factor binding
Source: RefSeq, a predicted model, not a curated record